Molecule: messenger RNA, 887 nt
Organism: Aegilops tauschii subsp. strangulata
Lineage: Eukaryota; Viridiplantae; Streptophyta; Magnoliopsida; Poales; Poaceae
Source: RefSeq, a predicted model, not a curated record
UCUAUCCCUAGACCCCAUGCUAGCAAGCAAGCCAGCCUAAAACACUGGCCUUUGCUUUCCCUAUAAAAUCUCAACAAACCCCAACCCUGUACCUUCUCUUCAGCUCCUAUUGACACACAAACACACAGGAAAAGAUCGAACACCAUGAGCCGCAGAAGGAUAAGCAGUGCAGUCCUUGUGGUUGCCUUGCUCUUCUCCCCAUUAUUGCUCACGCUCUACCUUCCCACUGCCUGCGCUCGCCAUGUGGCGGUGCUCGGGGCAAAAGAUGACCUGAAUCUCGCCGUCGGCCGGCAGCAUGUGGUUGGUGAUGAUGCAGGAAAGGCCGUCCCUGUCGGCGGCUCACGGCCAGUUAGGACGGUGGAGAUGCGCGCGGCGAGGAGGCACCGGCGGGACGCGGCCGACGAGAUGCACGACAUGCUGAGGAAGGACUACGCGUAUAGGGCGAGGGGCAAAAAGCCCAUCCACAACGACGAGCCACUCGACGAUGAACCCUAAAUCAGGCCCGUAGCUAGGUACAUAGUUAUAGAAACUCAGCUAGCUAGAGCCGCUCUCUGAUUUACUACUACUGCUAGUUAGCUAGAUUUGCAGGCUUUGCAGGAUACAUAUAGCUUAGGGACCCAAAUAUUAUGGAACAAGAAUGCCUGGGUUGGCUAGGUAGUUUAUUAUUAGCUGGUCAACCUUAAUCUAGCAUCCAAGCUGGCCAUCACGUUUAGUCCUGAUUUGCAAGAACUACUGGUAGGAGAAGUUCAUGCGAAGAAGGGGCAGUUUUGUGCAUGAUGUGCACGCUUGGGGGCUAUGCUAACCUUGUACUAUAUGUAUGUCAGUGUUACAUUUGGCAAUUUACAUGUGGCUGUGUGGAUUUUAGCAAGAAAGUGUGUGUCAACAUC